This is a messenger RNA of Vanessa tameamea, 1387 nucleotides long. RefSeq names its product transmembrane protein 19. Gene Ontology annotation, cellular component: membrane. The transcript is spliced from 5 exons. The record is from RefSeq and is a predicted model, not a curated record. NCBI's taxonomy places the organism in Eukaryota, Metazoa, Arthropoda, Insecta, Lepidoptera, Nymphalidae. The coding region runs from base 198 to 1235 and encodes 345 amino acids.
AUUAAAAAAGAAUUAAAUAAUUUUGAUGUUUGCAUUUAUGAUUUCGAAAUAUUUAUAGUUACGGCCUUACCGUGUCAUCGGUCAUGAUACAAAAUAACUGUGAUGUCUAGCAUAAGCAUUGCAACAGCGGCUUUGGUUCACGUAUUACAAAUUAACUGAUACUAUUUAUUUUUGGAAAACAAGUGCAAGUUGACAAAAUGUCUGACAAAACUGAAGAAAAAUCAGUCAUGAAAGAGAAGAUGGUUUUAAAAAAUAAUCAUAUUUUAACCGUUCUUUUUAUCACCCUUGCUAUACCAUUAUCAAUGUCAAUGUGGAUUAUAAAUCUACUUUAUUCAAAAUUAAUAUUAAAUACACAGGGACUUGAUGAACCCAUAGUCAUAUCACCAGCAAGAUGGUUAGCUUCUUGCUUAAUACCUAUUCCUAUAGCAGUGUCAGGUUACAGAAAGAAAAGUUUGAAUAUGAGUGGAGCUCUUUUGGGAUUAGUAGUAGCAUUUGUAUUGAUUUUGGCCAAUUAUUGUUUUUUGGCAGACUUGCUAAUAUUUUUCUUAUCAUCAUCAAAGGUAACACAUUUUAGACCUCACAUAAAACGAAAGUUUGAAGAAGAUUUUAAAGAAGGUGGUCAAAGAAAUUGGAUACAAGUACUAUGCAAUGGUGGCAUGGCUACCCAACUUGGACUUCUUUAUUUAUUAGAUGUUGGUGCAUCUGAAAGACCAAUUGAUUUUGUAAAUGACUACAGGGCUUCUUGGCUCAGUAUUGGUGUACUUGGCGCAUUCGCCUGUUGCAAUGGUGAUACUUGGGCUUCAGAAUUGGGAACAGUUUUAAGUAUAUCUGAUCCAGUUUUAAUUACAACAUGGAAGAAAGUGCCUAAAGGCACUAAUGGAGGAGUAACUCUCAUUGGAACAAUCAUUAGUACUGUAGGAGGGCUUGUGAUUGGGUUAUCUCACUAUUUAACUAUGUUGUACUUCACAGACAGAGAUUUAUUGAUGUAUGCACCUCCUCAAUGGCCAAUUAUUCUAUAUGGAGGCUUGGCAGGUUUUCUUGGAAGCUUAAUAGAUUCUAUUCUGGGUGCAACUCUACAAUAUUCUGGUAUAGAUAAUGAUGGAAAAAUUGUUUCACACUCAAGUUUAACAGUGAAACAUAUAAGUGGAAGAAACAUACUGGACAAUCACAGUGUAAAUUUAUUGUCAACAAUAAUAAUAGGUUUAUUGAUGCCAACUAUAGUUAAAAACUUAUAGUUUUUAUCAGCUGUAAACUUUAUUUUUACUUAAUUGAAAUGUUGAUAAUUUUGUAAAUGUGACUUUCAAAGUUAUUGAAAUUCUUUUAUCUUUAUCUCAACUUGUUUAAAAAAUCCAAGUACUUAUAAUAUAAUAAAUAAUAUAUAUAUAUA